AGACGUGUGAAAUUGAAAGCAUUCUAUCCCCACUUUUCCACUAUUCUUUAUUAUUUCUCCAUUUCUACCUUCUAACCUAACUGGUUAGAAACGUCUAGAAAAUCAAUUCUUCGGACCUUCAUCUCAUCUAUAUAUAUGCUCUUCCUUUCCAACACCAAAUAUAUCAAAAUUGAACUAAGCAAAGCAAAGCAAUAAUUCAUUCAUAAUCAUGGCCAGCAUCAAAGUUCAUGGCACCCCUCUCUCCACUGCCUUCCAAAGAGCUGUGGUUUUCCUCCAUGAGAAGGAGGUCGACUACGAAUUCGUCCCCAUCGACAUGCGAGCUGGAGCCCAUAAGCAGGAAUCUUUCAUUUUUCUCAACCCAUUUGGCCAAGUUCCAGCUCUUGAAGAUGGAGAUUUACAGCUCUUUGAAUCAAGGGCAAUUUCGAAGUACAUAGCAGAGGAAUACUCAGAAAAGGGAACGCAAUUGAUACCGUUUGACUCAAAGAAGAAGGCCACUGCAUCAGUUUGGAUGGAGGUGGAAGCCCAUCAAUUCGAACCAGUGUCAUCGAAAUUAGGGUGGGAGAUACUACUCAAGCCCAUGUUUGGGUUGACCACAGACCCGACAGCGGUGGAAGAGAACGAAGCUAAAUUGGUGAAGGUUUUGGAUGUGUAUGAGGAUCGGCUCUCCCAAUCCAAGUACUUGGGUGGCGAUUGCUUCACCUUGGCCGAUCUUCAUCACCUUCCUAACUUGCAGUGCUUGUUGGGAACAAAUCUGAAGAGUCACUUCGAGUCUCGUCCCCGCGUCAAGGCUUGGGUGGAUGAUAUAACUGCAAGGCCAGCUUGGGCUAAGGUUCUUGCCUUGAUCAAACACUAAGCUAGGCUAGACUAGUACUGUGCGGAUUUGGUCAUUGAAUGAAAGUGUUAGCCGGGAAAUUAAUGUACU
Messenger RNA from Humulus lupulus (European hop), 922 nucleotides. Its product is annotated as glutathione S-transferase F8, chloroplastic-like. Bases 209 to 853 code for a protein of 214 amino acids. The transcript has 3 exons. Lineage: Eukaryota; Viridiplantae; Streptophyta; Magnoliopsida; Rosales; Cannabaceae. Gene Ontology annotation, molecular function: glutathione binding; glutathione transferase activity. Gene Ontology annotation, cellular component: cytoplasm. The record is from RefSeq and is a predicted model, not a curated record.